This is a messenger RNA of Drepanopeziza brunnea f. sp. 'multigermtubi' MB_m1, 783 nucleotides long. The record is from RefSeq and is a predicted model, not a curated record. NCBI's taxonomy places the organism in Eukaryota, Fungi, Ascomycota, Leotiomycetes, Helotiales, Drepanopezizaceae.
AUGGUUCACGAGUCCUUGGCGCUUCUACCUUCGUGCCGAGCCCAAGGAUACGAGCAGCAAGGGAAGCAAGCUCCUGCUAGCAACCCCAACGAUCCCGAUAGCUUGGACGGUGAUCCAGAAGGAGAAAAUAAAGGGGGAAGCGAGUGUAAUGGGCACAAAGGAAGAGGAGGAGGACACGGUGGCCCGACGAAAGGACAAGGAAAUAAGCCGCCAAGGGACCCUGGACGAGACCCUGGACGAGGAUACGAACCCCCGGCGAACCUGGGCCAAACCGACCCCUUACUAGCACCCCUUUUUCGACCCGAGUGCUGGCCAAGCACUCCUUUCAGCACUCCUCUCAGCACUUCUCUUAACACUCCUCUCAAACCUCCCUUCAGCGCACCUCAAGCAAAGCUGAUUCCGACGACCUUGAGAACGAGUACGAGUGCUUUAUUCAAGGCUGCCAAUACGGGGGAGAGCAUUGCGAGCACUUCGCAAAUUGACGAAAGAGUUGCCGGUGUCGGUAUAUUUAUAUCGACCUUAGCUAAAGGAAUCAGCUCCCUUGAACUUGAGGGAGCAGUUAGACUUCAGAUACCUUUACAACCGAGUGUUUUGCAAUUGCAAGUGCUUCUACAGUACUUUGACGACGUCACGACUUUUACGAAUAUUACGAAGAGAUCGCUAUCGGCGAUCCAACAAAAUGGAUUAGUGAAGGUCUUCGUCACAAUCCUGAGAAUCCUCCGCAGGCUCCUUGCGAAUGUCGCUAAUAAAGUCUCUCCGUCAGAACAAGAGAAGAGAAGAUGA